Geosmithia morbida is the source of this 858-nucleotide messenger RNA. RefSeq lists its product as uncharacterized. The transcript has 2 exons. Bases 1 to 858 code for a protein of 285 amino acids. The record is from RefSeq and is a predicted model, not a curated record. Lineage: Eukaryota; Fungi; Ascomycota; Sordariomycetes; Hypocreales; Bionectriaceae.
AUGGCUUCCAUUCGUUUCCGAGGCGGCCUGUUGGCCCUCUACGUUGCCGGUGCCGCCGCCGCCGCCGCCGCCGCCGCCGCCUCCCCCACAACUCACGUCGACAUGAUCGUUCCCGAAUGGGAUGCCGACAGCGUGGCUGCCUCCGUCAUUGACGUCAAUGGCAAGUUGACCACGUACGCUGUUCAGUGCAAACAUCCCGCCGAUUGUCCUCAGCCGGCUACCAUCGUUCAGGGUGGUGAUGUGUGGUCCCUCCACAGCCUGUACAGGGAUAAAACGCAGACAUUCACAUACGACUACGACUGCCAGGUCGACCGUCCAAGAAUGACCUGCACCAUCAGCAUGGACGGCACCUACCCGGCCGGCCAUACCACCCGCUCAACCGUCAGCUCGACGGACAACAUCUCACCCGUCAUCUCGCCCAUCGCCGUCACCGCAGGCAUCCACAAGCUUCGCGCUGCCAGUGUGAGCGCCACCUCCACCGCCGCCGCCGAUUCGGACUCGGACAAGCCCAGGGAGACCACUGCCGUCGAUGAUGCCGCCCCGGGAUCUUCGACCGAGCCCCCCCCAGCCAAGACCACCUCUGCCGAGCACCACGCCAUCACCACCACCACCGCCGCCGCCGCCGCCACCGCAGCUGACAAGACGGCCCAGUCCACCAAUGCCGCCGAUAAGGAAAGUGCCAUCGAGACUGUCACAUCGUCGGCGGCUACGGGAAGCUGGUCUGCUUCGUCAUCGACUUCCGACAGCUCACCCAGCGUCACCGCGAGCGACAGCGCCGACAGUGCUGCCGGCGCUCCGUCUCUCAACUUUGGCCUGGCCGGUGUGACUGCCUUUGUUGCCGCCAUGGCUCUGCUGUAG